This is a messenger RNA of Hippopotamus amphibius kiboko, 1101 nucleotides long. RefSeq names its product chromosome 12 C20orf173 homolog (gene C12H20orf173). Gene Ontology annotation, molecular function: beta-galactoside (CMP) alpha-2,3-sialyltransferase activity. The record is from RefSeq and is a predicted model, not a curated record. NCBI's taxonomy places the organism in Eukaryota, Metazoa, Chordata, Mammalia, Artiodactyla, Hippopotamidae.
AUGGGGACCAGCCGGAAAAGGGACGCCCGCGUGCCCGCCCCGGCAGCCUCCCGCUUCCGGCCGCCCCGCCCACCCGUGCUGGGCGCGCCGGUGUCUAACCGCGAGGCUCCCGGGGUCGGGGAGCGGGGGGAAGGCGGGGAGCGGGGGGAGGUAAGGAGACACCACAUAUGUUAUCUCUCUGCCCUCACACCUUCCAUCCCAGGCCCAACCAGGGUCCUCUUUGGAGGUGAGCAAAUGGAUAGAGAGGCGGGAGAUGAGGGGUUGGGAGGAGGUGUGGUGUGGAGCGUUGGGGAGCUGUGGAAGCCAACAGGACAGAGGGUUGGGGGGCUGUCUGGGGCCUCAGUUCCUCACCCCUCCCAGUCCCAGGUAGAGGAGCCCGUUGGCCGCCUGCCACUGGCAUCGCCUGGGCCAGACAUGAAGCGCUGGUGGCAGAUUUUUGUCCUGUGUGUCUUCUGGACGCUCGUUUUGUGGCCAAUGGCCCCCUGCCUGGAUCUGAAGCCUGAAUCGCCACCCCAGGAAAAACAGAUGAACGUGGUACCACAGCGUUGCAGCUGCCCUUGGUUCAAAUUCAGGAAAUGUGGCUGCCAAGCCAGGACCCUCAACGACUCUGUCUGCCACCACACGGCCGGAGGGAACUGGUUUGAUGCAGGCUACAAGAAGAUGAAGGGGUACCUGAUGGGAGCAGCAGGGUCCACGAGCCCUGACGCUGUGCUCUGGCGGUCGGGCAUGAACUCAGCAACUGAGCUGGGCAGAGUGUGGAAGAAGCUGUUCAAGGUGAUUUCCAGGCCCUCAGUGAGCCAUUUUGAUCUCUUCUGUGGGACUUGUGCGUUGGUGGGGAACUCGAAGAUCCUGCGGGCCGCCCGCCUCGGCAGCAAAGUCAACCAACAUGCCGUGGUCUCUAGGAUGAACCAGGUCCCUGUUCAGGGCUUCGAGAUGCUGGGGAACCAAACCACAGGACACUCCAUCUCCCGCAGGAAUGCCAGGGACCAGGGUUCUUGGAGACAGCUGGUGCCGCUGCUACUGUUGAAGCUCUUUGAUCUGGCAUGGACUUCAGAUGCUCUGAGUGAGGAGGUGAUGGUCUGAGAACCCAGACAUAGUUAG